AGGGCACGGCGUGGGGGAUGGAGGUUGAAGGGGGGUGCGAGGAAGGAGGAGGGAGGAGGCAGCAGCUCCGACAGCCAGAGAGAGUGACCGCGCACAGAUGCAUAUCUGCUGCGCGUCUCGCCGGUAUAGACUCAAAGUAUCACAAGGCAGCAGCAACGGCCAUAACACAAAUUCCUCCAGCAUCUUCAGCCCGCUGUGUACAACCGACUCGACUCACCACCGUCUCCUUCGCGUUUACCAACAGCCGCCAGCGAACGGGACGUGUGCUAUGUUGUUUUGAAAAUAUAUACAUUGUUUUAUAAGUACAGUGUAUGUUCAUAAGUAACGUUUAACUGGGGUAGAGAGCAGUUUUUUUUGUUUUAAAUUGCAUUGCCAGGCAGGCUCGAGUUACACAUUUCUAAAAAAAGAAAAAUCAGCAUCAAACUAACACGCGUAUAGGCUAACUAGAGUAUCGUACAUUUAUCGCAAAACAAAAGUGCGAAUUAACUCUUUUGACAAAUUACACCAGCUCUGGUGUGAAGCCUUUCCGGCCAACUAUAGCAGGCGCACAGAUAGAGAGAGAGAGAAAAGUGUGUCUCCGUGCGUGCGAUUAUCAAGAUGGGGCCAAUUUUGCGCGCUCGGGCACCCACGCCGCGUCUCCUCCUCCUCGCGCUCUCCGCCUGGUGCGGCUGGCUGCCGGUGGCGAGCGCCGCCGCCGUGGCCCACCAAACGGGUCACACCUGCCGAGCCAACGGCAGCGUGUACUACGUGGGCGAGUGGUUCUUCCCGGACGCCGACCACUGCACGCAGUGCGAGUGCACGACCGAGGGUCCGGCGUGCGCGCGCACCGAGUGCGCCGCGUUGCCGCCCGCCUGCGUGCACGUGAGCCACUACCCAAGCGACUGCUGCCCGCGAUGCGAGCGGGUCGGCUGCGAGUACCGGGGACACGUGUACGAACUGGGCCACAAGUUCCAGCCGUCCGCCUGCGAGCAGUGCACGUGUGAGCUGGACGGGAUCCCGCGCUGCCUGGUCGCCGACUGUGCUCCCCCUCCCUGCGUCAACCCCGUGUACGAGAAGGGCGACUGCUGCCCCACCUGCAAGGACGGUCCAAACUGCUAUGCGGACGCGGGCGGGCGGCGCGUGAUCCCCGGCGGGAGCCACGUGUGGCUCGACGAGUGCACGCGCUGCCGCUGCCACGACGGCCUCGAGGCCGGCUACUGGGAGGGCAACCGCGUGGCACGCUGCGAACGCCUCCGCAGGUGCGCGUCCGGCCAGCAGGAGGAGGCGGCCGAGGCGGUGGAGACGGUGGAGACGGAAGGGCAGCAGCAGCAGCAGCAGCAGCAGGGAGUCCACUGAAGUGCGCCACGAGGGGGUUGCGUUCGUACGGCGGCGCCUUUCCAUACAUCGCACGGCGUUGCAACCAUUUUGGCCGACGGGUGCGGCCGCAGUCAUAAGCGACCCCACGACGUCAACACCCACGUCUGGGUUAUAUGAUUAUUAUUAUUAUUGUUGUUGUUGUUGUUAUAGCGUUGCCACCUUGUCCUGGUUUUCUUCCAUAAUCGUGGCUGCGCUGGGAAUCCAGUAAACUGUUCCCCCCGGGGAAAGUUAAAAGUCUAGUUUUUUUUGUCAGUUACGUAAGAUUACAACUACACGAGAUGAUGCAUUGACACGUGGUUCCUCCCAUCUUCAGCUUAUACAACGUAUUAUUCUCACGAUAUGUUUAAGUGGUUUGUCCCUCAGAGAUGGCAACCCAAGUCAUAUAAGUAGAACGACUGUGGAAGAAGACGUCGCUAUUUCGUCGCAUUCAUUACUUACCUCGCCCAGUGUUGGUGUGCGUGUGUGUGCAUCUUUGUGUGUGCGUGCAUCUUUGUGUGUGUGUGUGCAUGCAUCUGCGUCCCAUGUAGUGUAGCGGUUAGCGCACUGCAUCACGAACCUGGCGGC
Molecule: messenger RNA, 1920 nt
Organism: Petromyzon marinus (sea lamprey)
Lineage: Eukaryota; Metazoa; Chordata; Hyperoartia; Petromyzontiformes; Petromyzontidae
Product: von Willebrand factor C domain-containing protein 2-like
Biological process (GO): negative regulation of BMP signaling pathway
Cellular component (GO): AMPA glutamate receptor complex
Molecular function (GO): protein binding
Source: RefSeq, a predicted model, not a curated record